AAUUGACCAAUAUACCUAAAACAGAACACAAACAGCGACACAACAAAAGACGCCUCUUUCCUGUGAAGCUUCUCUCCAUCGUCUCUUUCCUGUGAAGCUACCGGCCGGAGCGACGCACCCCACAGCUACCGGAGGCCUUCGACCUUCGACCCCACAACUACAGGUGCAAUAAUCAAGGCGACGGAACUCCAUACGUGAGUAGCUAAAACUAAUCUUCGUACGUCGAUCUGGGAUAUGUGAGUAGAUUCUUACUGAAGCAUACUCCGUUAAUGGUACAUACGACUCACUUCGAACCAAAUGCCCACCAACUGUUCGAUGAAAUUACCCAACUAGAUGUGGUGAAUUUCUUAUAUUCUAAUGAAGGCAUUUAAACACGUACGGAGCCAUUUUCAUGUCCCAGGUCCUGGUCCUCUCAGAACCGAGAAGUUAACUGGUGUUGUGCAUCUUAACGCAAUCUCUUAUCACUCCUUCACUGAAUCACAGUUGGAUCCUCAAUCUUCCGAGUGGCGUGAAAAAGCCCUCCCAAAACUAAUCAAGCUGACCCCAUUGCUAAAGAAUUUAGACCUAAUCAAUGGAAAAUUGGUUAAUCUCCACGACAAAUGCACUGUGAAUGACGAGUUUCUUCUCCAGAGCAUGCAUACAUUCAAGUCUAUCGCCACAGCCUUUCUUAUGAAGCAAGCAUUAUCUACAGUAAGUACGCCAUGUCUUUCUGUUGAUAAGCCACUUUAUAUGGAAACUUUUACCUUGAAUUCUCUCAAAAAAGUAUGCGACAUCUUAGAUGUGUCUGCUCAACAGAGGAAGUUAGUUCGUCUUGCAAUAUGUCCACAGGUUACACAGCACCAAAUAUGGACAGGUGCCCUUGAGGAGAUACUAAAUCAAUUAAAAUUUGAAAUGAGUGUUAAUGAUUAUGGAUGCAUAAUGGCUCAACAAAUAGUGGUUAACUGUCUUAAGUUCUUGGAUGAUGUCAUGUCUUAUGACCCUGAGUCAACUUCAUGGAUGCGACUUACACUUAAAAAAGAUGCAAACUUGCCACCUUCUGCUAAAUGGGAAGAUUUUCUUGAAAUGAUUAAUGAUUUGAUGAUCUGUUUAAAGAAUGAAGAGGGCUUUUUCUUUUAUGUAACAAAGCUUGAGACCAUGAAAGAAGGGUUGUCACAGAUAAAAGAUGUUUUGGUGGAUAAGAAUAUUGGAUACAAAGAGGCGAGACAUCAACAAAGUUUAGUUCAGAAGAAGUUGACUAAAUCUUUGGGCCAUUCAUCUAAAUGUUUGUUCACACUUUUAUUGUAUUAUCUUUAUGGAAGUAUUAGGGAUAUUGAGCUUGAUAUUUGCUGUUGGUUUUCUGAGGGUGAUGUUGGGAACAAGUGUUGUUUGUGUGUUGGGAAGAUUUUGAUAUCAGAUGAAGAGAAAAUGUUGAGGCGUGAAGUGAAGAAGUUAGAUAGGGCUCUUAGGGUUAUUAAGUUUGUAUAUGAAAUGGCAGAAAUGAAGGAGAAUUUGGAGUUGCAGGGUCAUGUAUGGUGCUUAGGGUGUGAGAACAGAUCACUUGUUUAUAGAGGGCACAAGUUCUUCAUUCAUGGUUUUAGUCUCUGAUGAAGGAUAUGGGUGUUGUGCUGCUUUCAUAAGAUCAAGAGCUUUCAAAGGAAUCAAAAUAACUGCUUAAAAAAGGGUGCUCCCAUGCAGCUUCAAUCCUAACAUCUUUUGCAUUCUCAAAGCUCCAAGAACAACUAGUAAUGGCUGCUCAUUACGCAUCAUUUCAACUCGAAGAUGGAUUCUUAGUUAGACACCACACAAAACUCGAAGGAGAGCAAAAAGUCUACUGGGUCCCACGAGAAGGCCACAUCAGCCACACAAAUCUCGAAGGAUAUUGUUGCAUUUGUUACUCUGUGUUGUCACCAUUUUGUUCCAAAAACCUUAUCUUAACAAUAUACGCACCAUAAUUUGGUUGUCUCUUACUAGUAAGGAGGUGAAAAUCCAUAACUGAUGUCUCAUGUUGAGGCUCCAUACAAAGACAGGAAACAUUGUGAUUUCCCUCUA
Messenger RNA from Lactuca sativa (garden lettuce), 2028 nucleotides. RefSeq names its product exosome complex exonuclease. Lineage: Eukaryota; Viridiplantae; Streptophyta; Magnoliopsida; Asterales; Asteraceae. The record is from RefSeq and is a predicted model, not a curated record.